AUUAUAUAAGUAAUUAUAUAUAUGUAUGUGUGGUGAAGACCGUGUCUCAUGCGAUUCUAUCAAAGUUUCAAAGUAUGGACCAUCAAGUGUCUCUGCCACAAUCUACCACCACUGGUCUCUCUUUCAAGGUGCAUCGCCAGCAGCCGGAGCUAAUCACUCCGGCUAAACCAACACCACGAGAGCUCAAGCCUCUCUCCGACAUAGAUGACCAACAAGGACUAAGAUUUCAAAUUCCAGUUAUAUUUUUCUAUAGACCUAACCUUUCAAGUGAUCUCAAUCCGGUCCAAGUGAUAAAGAAAGCCCUCGCAGAUGCGCUGGUUUACUACUAUCCGUUCGCUGGUAGGCUCCGGGAACUUUCAAACCGGAAACUCGCAGUGGACUGCACCGGUGAAGGCGUUUUGUUCAUCGAGGCUGAAGCUGACGUGUCCCUUACUGAGCUGGAGGAGGCUGAUGCUCUUCUCCCUCCGUUCCCUUGCCUAGAUGAGCUUCUCUUUGAUGUGGAAGGCUCUAGUGAUGUGCUUAACACUCCUCUGCUUCUCGUCCAGGUCACGCGAUUGAAGUGCCGCGGAUUUAUCUUUGCCCUCCGUUUCAACCAUACCAUGACCGAUGGAGCAGGCCUGUCGCUCUUUCUGAAAUCACUAUGCGAGUUGGCGUAUAGGCUUCACGCGCCCUCGGUUCCACCCGUAUGGGACCGACACUUGUUGACUGUGAGUGCUUCGGAGGCGCGUGUGACACACACACACCGUGAGUAUGAAGAUCAGGUGGCAAUCGAUGCGGUCGACACUGGAGACCCUUUCGUUAGCCGGUCUUUCUUUUUCAGCGCGGAAGAGAUCUCCGCCAUACGGAAACUUCUUCCGCCCGAUCUCCACAAUACCUCAUUUGAAGCUUUGUCGUCAUUUUUGUGGCGUUGUCGAACAAUUGCGUUGAAUCCUGACCCCAACACUGAGAUGCGACUAACUUGCAUCAUCAACUCGCGUUCCAAGCUUAGCAACCCACCACUAUCGCGGGGUUACUACGGAAAUGUGUUCGUCAUUCCCGCGGCAAUAGCAACAGCAAGAGAUCUUAUGGAGAAACCUCUUGAGUUUGCUUUGAGGUUGAUACAAGAAACGAAGUCAAGUGUGACUGAGGACUACGUCCGCUCAGUGACUGCCCUAAUGGCCACUAGAGGCCGGCCUAUGUUUGUGGCAGCGGGGAAUUACAUCAUAUCGGAUUUAAGACACUUUGAUUUAGGAAAAGUUGAUUUUGGACCGUGGGGUAAGCCAGUGUACGGUGGAACCGCUAAGGCCGGUAUCGCGCUUUUUCCUGGAGUGAGCUUCUACGUGCCGUUUAAGAAUAAAAAAGGUGAGACGGGUACCGUUGUGGCGAUUAGCUUGCCGGUGCGGGCAAUGGAGAGGUUCGUAGCAGAGCUAAAUGGAGUGCUAAUUAAACGUUUUUAAGUCUUCGCUCUAAGAGCUUAGUCGAUACGUUAUUAGUAAUGUAGUAAAUAUUUCCUAUCCUUUUCGACAUCAUCAGUAGUGUAGCAACUAAUUUACUUGUUGCAUAUUUCAAGGAUCAAUCAAACUUUUUAGUUUUUCUGAAAAAA
This is a messenger RNA of Arabidopsis lyrata subsp. lyrata, 1582 nucleotides long. RefSeq names its product (Z)-3-hexen-1-ol acetyltransferase. The record is from RefSeq and is a predicted model, not a curated record. The transcript is spliced from 2 exons. Lineage: Eukaryota; Viridiplantae; Streptophyta; Magnoliopsida; Brassicales; Brassicaceae. Gene Ontology annotation, molecular function: acyltransferase activity, transferring groups other than amino-acyl groups. Bases 75 to 1436 code for a protein of 453 amino acids.